AUGGCGGCCACUCCUCCGCCCGCGCCGCUGCGUGAACCGCGAGCUCCCAGACAUGGCGCUGGUUACGACUCCUUUGACCCGUAUCCUACCAGGCAUUCUGCGAGGCUCGCAACACAGCAGUCGGCCGACUCUCAUUCAACUCCUCCUCCGCCGUCGCCAAGGAAGUCUCUUCGUCAAAAUCUAGACACAUUGUCUCCUCCCAGGACGCUUUCUCCCCGCAAGAAGACAGCUCGUGCAAAGCCUAGGCUGGAUCUUGAUUCGUCCGAUCUUUCCGACGGCGCAGGAUCCUCGUUGCAUCGACACUCAGUCGCUCAAUCACAUUCAACCCUGCUUCCUACUCCUAUGAAAACUCCUCGCAACAAGAGGUCGCACACUGAUUUUUCUUCGGCUGCUCGAUCCCUCUUUCCUGCCGCCUCGAGCAACUCGAAAACCUCGAAGAAACCCUCUGGCUAUUCCCUGGGCAGCUUUCAGGAAGACAUUGUUGACAACCAUAAUUCCAUUGAGAUCUAUACCGACUCCCGCGAUCGAAUUCCAGUGCUGAACGAGAGCGUCGAUAAUCCCUUUUUGGGUAAUUCAGAAGCCAGAAUGCCUGUCAACAAAAACAAGACCGAGGCCAAGCGCCGCGAGCGCGUCUCUCGAAUCGCUGCAUCGGACAUUGACCCCAAGGAAGCUGUCAAACGAGAUGAUGGAAUGCUGUACACUUUCCGUGGAAAGAAAGUCUUCCGCAAAUUUGAGGAGAAACACAGUGACGACGAGGGCGAGAACACGGACGACGAACUAGGCUUCUUCGCUAUUCGCCCAGACUUGCUUGACAGCAGUGUCAAUCUUCAUGUUCCACGCUUGACCCGUUCCGCUAUCAAAGGCCGCCGCCUCUUUUCAACAACUACUCUGGAAAACACGCAGCGCACCGAGGAAACGUCGUCUCAUUCUGUGGAUGAGAAUGAAGAGGCUACUACCGAUAUUGAAGAGUCGGUUGAAACCACCGAGGGCACAGAUAUUGUUCAUUCUGAAGCCGACACUGAAAUGCCAGCCAGGCGUUCUCUUCGCACUCGCUUUCGUGAUGGGGAUAGGGUAGAGGCUCCACAUGCUGCUGUCGUGGAGACUAAGAAGAAGAGAGGCAAAAGCAGUAGCCCAUUCGAUAUCUGGGCGCGGAAAAAGCAGUCGCCUGCAGAAGUGUCUACGGGCAAGAAACUAAACAAUUGGCUUCCUUCGAGCAACUUGGAAUAUGUCUUUCUCUACCGCAAUUCGCACAACUCUUCAGAGCGCAUCAACAACGGCAUAUGGCUUCUGGCUCACGUUAAGUCCUCCAGCACACCACUCCUUGCCAACCAGAAGAAGCUAACAUCUAGUCAACGCAGACUUCCUGGAGCAGGCGUUGUCAAAACCAUUCUCCGGUCCACCGUUGCCUCGCCAGAUGGCGGGUUCAGCUGGGUUCUGGUCGAUGCUGAACAUGGCUUGAUUUCGGAUAAGGACUAUUACGAGCUCAAUAAUGCCAUCGGAUCAGAAGGCGCCAGUCCCAUUAUACGUGUUCCAUGGGCAGAAGAGUGGAUGAUCAAACGUGCUUUGGACUCUGGGGCUCACGGGAUCAUGACACCCAUGUGCCAUUCAGCAGAAGAUGCUGCCCGAGUCGUUAAAUACUGCAAAUAUCCACCAACUGGAAGCCGUGGGUACGGUCCUAUGUUUGCCGCCCACGCUCUACCCCGGGGAACCAGCCACGACGACGGGGCGAAUGAUAGUUUAAUGGUCGUUGUACAAAUCGAGUCGAGGUCCGGAGUGGAAAAUGUGGAGGAGAUUGCCAAGGUUGAUGGAAUCGACGUGCUGUUCAUUGGACCCUUCGAUCUCGCCAAACAGACUGGCGUUGUCCGGGGUGGAGAGGAGCACGAAGCAAUGAUUCAGCGCACCCUGAAGGCUGCAAAGGCUGCAGGGAAGAAAGCCGCUAUCUUCUGUACGGAUGGUCUCGAUGCCCAAAAACGUGCCGAGCAGGGAUUCGAGAUGGUUUCCAUCAUUACUGAUGUCGGUGCGUUGGGCCAAGUUAUGCUGCAGCAGCUGGAUGUCGCCAAGGGUAAGGGAGCAGAGGGUCAGGGCAAACAGCGAAGCGGUUAUUAG
This is a messenger RNA of Talaromyces atroroseus, 2106 nucleotides long. RefSeq lists its product as hypothetical. Gene Ontology annotation, cellular component: cytoplasm. The coding region runs from base 1 to 2106 and encodes 701 amino acids. Gene Ontology annotation, molecular function: aldehyde-lyase activity. Lineage: Eukaryota; Fungi; Ascomycota; Eurotiomycetes; Eurotiales; Trichocomaceae. The transcript has 6 exons. The record is from RefSeq and is a predicted model, not a curated record.